Molecule: messenger RNA, 5847 nt
Organism: Musa acuminata AAA Group (dessert banana)
Lineage: Eukaryota; Viridiplantae; Streptophyta; Magnoliopsida; Zingiberales; Musaceae
Exons: 9
Coding region: 125-1489 (454 amino acids)
Biological process (GO): molybdate ion transport
Cellular component (GO): membrane
Molecular function (GO): molybdate ion transmembrane transporter activity
Source: RefSeq, a predicted model, not a curated record
GGAAAGAUCGGCACCGUCGGAUUGGAGAGAGAGAGAGAGAGAGAGAGAGAGAGAGGGUCAGAUUUCGCGUCCGUCGAGCGCACACAACAGCACCUUCCUCUCGUCCCCCUCGGCCGUCCGCGACAUGGGAGUGGUGAUCGAGAGCGAUCGAUGGGAGCCGAAGCCCUCCGCCUUCAUCGUCCUCUCCGCCGCCUGCUUCGCUUCCGUCUUUCUGCGCCCUUACUUCUCCAAGAGCAACGCCGCCAGGGGAUCCGGGGCGUCUUCUCUGCUCGAUCUCGGCCCUACGUCCCCUUUUCUUCGCUUCCAGAGGGGCUUCUUGCUGCUCUACUCGCUGGCUUCCGUAAUGGACGGCCUUGAAUCGAUGUUUGGUGAGUAUGAGUUCGCACUAUACGGAAUCAGCCGUGAGCAGAUGACAUGGUAUCUCUCCAUAGGAGCUGUGGCUGCUCUCCUUUUUGGUACUUUCUCCGGCGUUCUUUUUGAUAUGGUGGGUCCAAGAAAGGCUUGUCUGUUAUUUUGCAUUCUUCAUCUUUUUGUUGGUGUCUUGAAGAGUGUGGUCAGGCAUCCAACUGUCUGGAUAUCAAGUAUAUGCUUAUCACUUGCUUCUUCUUUGUUUUCAUUCUGUUAUGAGACAUGGAUGGUAAUGGAACAUGAAAAGCAAGGUCACAAGCAAGAUCUUCUGAGUGAUACAUUUUGGUUGAUGACCUUUUUUGAGUCUCUAUCUCUAAUCGGCAGCCAAGGGCUGGCAAAUUUGUUAGUUAAAGAUCUUAAAAGAAGAUCCCUUUCCCCUUAUGUUCUGGCUGCCUUAUUGGCAAUUUUAAGCGCUCUCUGUAUCAGGAAACAAUGGAGCAGAAGUUAUCAUAUAAUUUCUGUUGACAGUUAUAUAAAAUCAUUCUCAGCUCAUGUUCUUAGAGACAAAAAGAUUUUGGCUCUAGCAUGGACUCAAGCAAGUAUCCAUUUCUCCAUGUCAGUUGUUUGGAUCCUUUGGGCACCGACCUUAGUGGCAGAUGGAAGGGAGGUGAAUCUAUCUAUGAUAUACCCUUGCUUUAUUGGCUCAAGAAUGCUUGGGAGCACUGUUUUUCCAUGGUAUUUUAGUGAGGUAAAAUCAUUUGGAAAUGAGGAUUGCCUAACAACCGCUUUGGGGGUUGCUGGUUUAGCUUUGUUCAUUGUCGCUUAUGAUUACCAGGAGAUUGGAUUUCUGGUUAUUCUAUUUUGUGUCUUUCAUGCUUGUGUCGGGUUUAGUUUGCCUUCACUUGCAAGAUUGAGGACAAUGUACCUACCUAAUGAGCUUCGUGGGGGGAUGAUAAGCUCCUCGCUAGCACCGGCUAAUGUAGCAAUUUUGUUAUUUCUGCUCAAGGGUGGUUAUCAUCAAAAUCUUGCGAAUUCUACAAUUAUGGCUCUUUCUGCUUUUGGCCUAUUAAUUGCUGCUGGCUGCAUUUAUAAACUGAGAUCAUGGCGAAAGCAGUGCCGUCAAGACUGGCAUUAUACAUAACCACAAUAAAAAUAGUCCAAGAGCUAAUCAGGCACAUCUCAGAUAGUCUUUUGUUCUAUGCUCAUAAGCACAGAAAGCCAGGGUUCCUUUCCGUUUGUCGAUUCUUGUAUCUUGCAUUCCUUCAUGGAUCUUGUUGAGGCUGAGACAACCGUAGUAUUGUUUGUUUUAAUCAAUGUUUUGCAGUGAAUUUGAAAGACAGUGAGGUGUUGUAGGAAUGGGACUCAGUACCAGUCAAUUUUUGGCAUGUCAGAGGACAAGAAUUUACUAAGAUGAGUCCUAACAUGAUAAAAAAAAAGAAUAAAGCUGUAGAAAGGGCGUUGCUGUUUCUUUCUUCUGCAACAGGAGCCUAUCCUAAGGUAACCCAAGCGAGCACCCCUCUAUUUGUUCCCUCAGUACAAAUUUUUUUUUUUUUUUUUUUGCGCAAGUUUAAUUUCUGUUUAACAACAUUGCAAAGUGACUGUUACAUCUCAAGUUAGAAAACGUAUUGUUCCAUUACCUAAUUAUCAAAGUAUUAGAAUGAUCGAUCGGGUUUAUGCAUGGUUUAAAUAUCCAAAGUUGAAGUUUAAUAUGAUCUACAUGGUAAUUCGUAUAAUAAUUUAGACUUGCAUGGCCGGAGUGCUGGUGUUUCUGUUACAUGAUAGUGUCACAGGUUUUGCUAUUUGAAUGUUUAUGCUUCAGCCACUGCUACAUGAAAUGGUGUAUCUGAAUCAGUGCUUCUCCAUCGGUGAAUUAAUCAAGGAAUAAGAAGGUAAAGGUAAGCCUUUUUUUCUGCGUCAGCUGUUGGAUUUCUUUUGGACUUUCUCAAGAGCAACUUAUUGGACUUUUUCUAUGUUGUCGUUUUCUUGAGCCUUCCACCACAGAGGGUUUUAUCUUAUCGGAUCAAUUCCUUUUUGCAUAUACAAGUUAGAAUCCAUGUGUUGAUGCGCAUUGUUGAGUGAAUACAAUAUACAGAAUUAAGUAUACUUUUUCGUGCAAAAUACAAUGGUCUUUCUUAUUGUCUGUACAUUUUCUUUAUAUUAUUUCGAUUUUCGAUUUUUUUAAGGAAAAAAAGUUGGAUCAGUCUAAAUGAACAAAUGACCUGUUUUUGUUAGUUUUUAAAUGGUAGAUAAUGAACAAAUCCAUUUUACCAAAUGAUUUUUAAUAUGUUAAAAAACCCAUUUGCAAUCUCUUAUUGAAACCCAUUAUGUAUGCUAUGCAUUGAGGAAGGUGAGCCAGCUCGCACGCACUAUUUAUGUUUUAGCAAACUUGAUUCUGAUUAUAAUAUGAAUUAAUAGUGUUAGAACAAAAUGUAAAAGAAAAUAACCCUAUGAUAAUAUUCAUAAGUUAACUUGAUAUCAAAGUGGAAGAUUAUGUACUCAAAUUUCCAAGCCACUAUUCAAAAAAAAAAAAAAAGAAAUCUUGGCCAGCAUGAGUAAAAUUAAUAUACUUAGUAUAUUUGUCCUAUAUGAUCACUAAAAACUUCACACUUCACCCCAAAGAUGUGCCUCAGUGACAUGAAAUCAAUGACAAGACAACGUGGAUUAACAAGUGCUAUUAUAGCUGUCUCAAGGUUUCCUAAAGGUAUUUCUUUUGGUGCACUCCUAAUUAGUCUGUUAAUGAUCUUGCAAUGCAAACGUCUCUAAUAUUUGUUUUUUUUUGUUAAACCUAAUUUGACUAAGAGAGAUGUAGGCUUCAAAUAAAUAUUCUUACAUUUAUAUUACUGUUAGUAUAUUCUUGGAAUCUCUCUUUUUUGGUUUUUUUUUUCUUCUGGAAGGUGUCUCAUAUUUUUAUUUUUCGUAAAUGGUGUUUCUAUUUACUGUUAUACCUAUAAUGCCCAUCAUCGUCGCCCGUCACUUUCGCCCUCGCUCUCGUUUGUAGUUAUCGCCAUUAAGGCCCUCUUUUGUUGUUAUUAUUAUGUUCUCAUUGUUAUCUCCACCCUCGUCCUCGUCAAUGGUUGUCGUUAUUAUUGUGCUUUCAUUCAUUGACUUCGCUCUCAACCUUGUUCGUUUCGUCAUUAUUGAGGUAUUGCAAAGGCUCACCUGGACGGUCUUGCCCUCCUUUGACUCCUUCAUUAUUGACCUUUGUUGGCGGUUUCACCAUCAUCCUUCCUCCAUCGUCAUUGAUAGUGGAGGCAUCACGGAGGGCGAAGUCCUCCUGAUGGGGCCUUAGCGAUACCUCGAUAAUAGCAGACAAGGGUGAGGGUGGUGGACAAGGGCAAAGGCGAUGGACAAGGGUGUGAUAACAAUGAUAGCAACGGAUGAGGGUGACAAACGAAGACAAGGAUAGAGAAGAUGGACGAUGAAGGCACGAUGAGGGGGGAGUUGGUAGAUGAGGGCAAGGUGGUAAUGAUAGUGGCGAAUGAGGGCCUCAGCGACGAACAAGAACAAAGGCAUAGGUGACAAAAUGAUGGGUGAUGACGAGGGGCAUUACGACUAUUACAAAAAAUGGGAAACCAAAAAAAAAUAAAAAAAAGGAAACACCUUCUGAAACAAGUCUAAAAAAAAUUUCAACAAAAUUGCCCUAUAUUCAUCCUAGCCGGACUCAUCGGAUCCCAAAGUAGCAUAUCAUUAGAUCCCAAAGUAGCAUAUCAAAAACGCAUUCUACUUCUUAUAUAUAUAGAUGAUAAGGGUUAAUUAUAGAUUACCCAUUAUAGCUACCUUUAGCGUUUCGAUUCUUACACUUUAAAAAGUUACAUUUGGUAUCCAUAUAGUUACGAAAGUGAAAUAUUUAAAUCUAUUUACCCUAACCACAUCAGUUUUAUCGAUGAAAAAAUAAAAACAAUGGGCAAAAAGAUAAUUUUAACAUUCGUUGGCGGACGAUGUUGGUGGUGGUAGAUGGCGGCAUCGCCGACGUCGACGUCGACGUAGUUGCCUUGCCACCUCUGAUAAUGAUAAGGUCUGCUCUCACCGUGACGCCACUCGCAUCAAUGAGGAGCAUGCCACUGACCUCAUCGUCGCCCACCCCGUGUUGCUUUGCAUUUGUGUCGACUCUAACACAGUUGUCGAGCGACAAUUGCAUUGAUAUCGAAGCAGAUGGUAGUGGUCGUCGUAGUGUCUACGAUGAGGCGGCCGCCACCAUUUGCGUCAAUGUUGAUGCAGUUGUUGCUUGGCAACUGCGUCAGUGUUGACGCAAAUAUAGAGUGACACAGGGCGACGAUGAGGUUAGCAACGCGCUCCUCAUGGAGGUAGAUGGCAUUGCGGUGAGAGCGGAUCUUUUCGUCGUCGGAGAUGGCCAACAACUGUGUUGACAUCGAUGCCAACGACAUCACCGUCCACCAUCGAUGCCAACUGACGUUAUUACAGUAAAUGGACCUAGAUAUUUUACUUUCUUAACCAUCUUCACUGUAGAUACCGGGACAGCUACCACCAUCUUCCUCGACGCCGAUGUAGUUGCUGCUUGGCAACUACAUCAGUAUUGACAUAAAUGCAAAGCAACACGGGAAGGGCGACGAUGAGGUCGAUGGUGCGCUCAUGGAGGCGGAUGGCAUCGUGAUGAGAGUGGAUCUUAUCGUCGUCGAAGGUGGCUAACAACUGCAUCGACACUGAUGCCAAUGACGUCAUCAUCCACCGUUGAACGUUAAAAUUAUUAUUAUUCUUUAUUUACGUAUCUUUGUUUGUAAAAUUGACGUUAUUAUGGUAAAUAGAUUUAGACGUUUUACUUUUAUAAUUGGUCAGAAUGAUUAGUCUGGACGUUAAUAUAAUUUUUUAAAGUAUAUGCGGUAAUAUGUAAUUAGUCAAGAUGAUAAUGAAUUAAGCUAUAGGGAUGCCACACGUUCGAGGAACCGACGAAGAUGUUUGAAGGCCCCUAUGGAUCCGAGAUCGCAUUACAAAUAGAUGCGAUGCCGAGACCAACAGCAGGAGCUCCUCACAAUUCCACACAUCCCAUUAUCGAAACCCUCCCGAGUACGUUGCAGACCAUGGAAUCCGGUCGCCGGAAGAUCCCCAGCGGCCGCGGAAAAGCCUGCGCCGCUGCCGCCAAUAUCGACCGGCCGAUGCCGAUGGCCGCCACUGCUUGUCUGCUCCUAAUCAUCCUUCUCGGCGUUGCGCUACUGGUGUGGUGGACUGCGGUCUUCCACCCGGGCAACGAGCAGCUGUGGAUGGUGCCCCUCGGCCUGCUCAUGGUCGGCACGCCCGCCAUGAUCUGCUUCGCCCUCUCCUCCGAUUGCACGUCGCCAGACGUGGUGCCCGAUCCCGACCCAGAAAGAUGAUAGCGUGAGCUACUCGCCAGUUAUCCUCAACAUAUACAUAUCUCUCUCUCUCUCUCUCUCUCUCUCUCUCUCUCUCUCUCCUCUCUCUCUGUCUCUCUGUAUCAUCAUCUUCUUCUUCUCUACCUGAUGCUUCCAUAAGAACAAGCAUAUCAUUACACUCAAUUCUUCCUUA